CCAAAGGCAAAGCGGAAGAAAACGUAAACCAGGGUCCCGCCUUAAACUGCCCCUUCCGCUUCCGCUCCUCUCCUCUCGGGGUCCGUCCAUGGCGGGCGGCGGCGAGAAGACUCCGGCGAGUUCCGCCCAGCCGCGGAAGGCCCCUACCCCUCAUGCGUCGGUCUACGGAAGGUCUUCGGAACGGCAAAAGCAGGGGGCAUGUACAUUCUCUCCUUCAGCUAGCAGCAAAUAUUCACCACAACAGAUGGUUACACCUGCUAAACCACCGAAAUCUGCAGACUCCAGAAGCAGUCCGUAUAGUGCUGAAUCUGUGGGAUCUGAUUCUGGAGCUGCCCCAUUUGACAUAUGUGUGAGUGGUAGCAAAGGCCCCAUCAAGUUGAAUCCUUCUUUACUCGAUAUCAACAGAGCAAAAAGACGGGACAGGGAAUUUUCCAAGGAUGUAGCUCCGUUCCAGUACUUGAGACCUGGGAUGGUUCUGUUGAAAAGAUUCAUAAAGCCUACUGAUCAGGUUAAAAUUGUCAAAGUUUGCCAGCAGCUUGGUGUUGGUUCAGGAGGAUUUUAUAGACCUGGCUACCGAGAUGGGGCUAUGUUAAGACUCUGGAUGAUGUGCUUAGGGAAGAACUGGGAUCCGGAUUCACGCUCAUAUGGCGAUACACGUCCGUUCGAUGGUGCUCAACCACCGACCAUACCAGAAGAAUUCAGGAAGUAUGUUCAAGAUGCCAUUCAAGCUUCCCAUGAACUCUCGACACAACACAUAGGAGCUGUCAAUGCUGUGGAAGAACUUCCUCUGAUGUCACCAGAUAUCUGCCUUGUUAACUUCUACAACAGUAGUGGGAAGCUAGGUCUUCAUCAGGACAAAGAUGAAUCAAGGAGCAGCCUUGACAAGGGAUUGCCUGUCGUUUCUUUUUCAUUAGGCGAUACCGCAGAAUUCUUGUAUGGCGAUGUUAGAGACGAAGGGAAGGUUUCAAGGGUCGAUCUUGAAUCGGGUGACGUCCUUAUAUUUGGUGGUAAGUCGAGACUGAUAUUCCAUGGGGUUUCCAACAUGAAACCUAAGACAGCGCCAAAGUGGCUGAUGGAUGAGACAAAUCUUCGACCUGGGCGACUGAAUCUCACAUUCAGGCAGUACUAGACAGUUGGGCUACUUACAAGUAGAAGUCACUUAUCAUCUGUUGUACGUAUUUAAGUAUGCUAUUACCAAAAAUCUGCGAGUAGAUUCUAUCUAGUAACUGAAGAUCAUGAAUUAACCGCUGCACUGAAUGUUUGUUGUCAUGAUAAA
Messenger RNA from Panicum hallii, 1276 nucleotides. RefSeq names its product alpha-ketoglutarate-dependent dioxygenase AlkB-like. Gene Ontology annotation, cellular component: nucleus; cytoplasm. Gene Ontology annotation, biological process: oxidative RNA demethylation. NCBI's taxonomy places the organism in Eukaryota, Viridiplantae, Streptophyta, Magnoliopsida, Poales, Poaceae. Gene Ontology annotation, molecular function: oxidative RNA demethylase activity; broad specificity oxidative DNA demethylase activity; ferrous iron binding. The transcript is spliced from 4 exons. The coding region runs from base 89 to 1129 and encodes 346 amino acids. The record is from RefSeq and is a predicted model, not a curated record.